Molecule: messenger RNA, 1728 nt
Organism: Aspergillus ruber CBS 135680
Lineage: Eukaryota; Fungi; Ascomycota; Eurotiomycetes; Eurotiales; Aspergillaceae
Product: glycoside hydrolase family 32 protein
Exons: 2
Coding region: 1-1728 (575 amino acids)
Biological process (GO): sucrose catabolic process
Molecular function (GO): sucrose alpha-glucosidase activity
Source: RefSeq, a predicted model, not a curated record
AUGACUGCUUACCACGACAAGUCCAAGCACCAAAGAAAAACCGAACCCGCCUGGCGACCAACAUUCCACCUAACAGCACCCCAUGGCUGGCUAAACGACCCCUGCGGUCCAGGGUACGAUCCGACAACCGAACUCUACCAUUUGUCCUUCCAAUGGAACCCGAAAGAAAACGACUGGGGUAACGUAUCCUGGGGCCACUCCGUCUCCCGGGAUCUCGUCGAGUGGGAGACAUCCCCGGUUCCGUGCCUAACACCGUCAACUCAAUAUGAUCGCUGCGGUGUUUUUACGGGGUGUAUGCGACCUACUGAUGCUCAUGGGAAACCUGGUGCUCUUACAUACUUGUACACGUCUGUGAGACAUUUGCCUAUCCAUUACAGUAUGCCGUAUACUAUUGGCUGCGAGACGCUGAGUAUGGCAAUUUCGCGAGAUGGGGGUAAAACAUGGAAACGCCCAGAUUGCAACCCGAUAUUACCAGGUCCACCGGAAAAUGUGAACGUGACUGGUUGGAGAGAUCCGUAUAUCAGUUCGUGGCCGACAAUGCACACCGGAUCAGACAGUGACCUUUACGGAUUCAUCUCCGGAGGUAUCGCUGCAGAGACCCCGACUGUGUUUGUGUACUCUGUUAACCCCAAGGAUUUGCGUGAAUGGAAGUACAUCGGACCUCUGAUUAAUGUUGGGUUGAAUUUCCGGCCAUCAAGGUGGUCUGGUGAUUUUGGUGUUAAUUGGGAGGUUGCGACGUUGGCGACGUUAUCCGAUGAUAAAGGAACUUCAAGAGAUUUUGUUGUGGUGGGGACAGAGGGGUGCAAGGAGACCGGACACCAGCCAAAGCGAGCGCCGCGAGGACAGCUUUGGAUGUCUGUUAGCCCUCGCUCUGAGCGAAAAAGCACAUCGGACGCCCUCAGAACCUAUGGAUUUGCUGGUAUCUUCGAUCACGGCUGCUUCUACGCUGCGAAUGCAUUCUUCGAUCCUGUUACAGGCAAACAACUCGUUUACGGCUGGAUAAUGGAGGAAGAUCUACCAGAUGCCCUCCGUCAUCCGCAGGGUUGGAGCGGACUUAUUUCUCUUCCAAGAGUUAUGAGUCUGACGACAUUACAGAAUGUGAAGAGGGCGCGUCGAUCCGAGUUGGAAUCGAUUACUUCUAUCGAGACGGAGGAUGCAGGAACCGGGACAUGUACUAUUCGGACAUUGGGUGUACAGCCCGAUCAAAGAAUUGAAAAGCUUCGUGCGAAUGCGAGCAGGAGGCAGAUUAGUGGAUUGAAAUUGAAUCCGGAAGGAUUCACAUUACCAUUGACGACAUCAAAAUGGGAACUGGAUGCUGAGUUUGCCGUUGGAAACCAAUGUACGAGCGUUGGUGUAGAAAUUGAUCAUGACUCAAACUGCACAACACUUACCUGGACCCCAUCAACCGAAACGUUUCAAAUCAACCGGCCCAACCCUAUCCCCGACUUCAAUAUCAACAAUUUCCCCGAAAAAGCUCCCCACACCCUCUUCACCACUUCAGACCCAGAAACCGGCACGGAAAGCGAAGAACCGUUACGCGUACAUGCAUACUUCGAUAUAAGCGUGCUAGAAGUCUUCGUGAACGAGCGGACGGUUAUUUCGACUAGAAUUUAUCCGUUGAGCGAGCAUUGUGCUGGACUGCGAUUCUUCGGAGAUGCAAACACUACCCUCUCACGCGCAGAUUUAUGGGAUGGACUGGGCGCAAUGCAUCAAAGUCGAGUAUCAUGA